Messenger RNA from Aspergillus bombycis, 1926 nucleotides. Its product is annotated as MCT family MFS transporter. Gene Ontology annotation, cellular component: fungal-type vacuole membrane. The transcript is spliced from 4 exons. The record is from RefSeq and is a predicted model, not a curated record. Bases 1 to 1926 code for a protein of 641 amino acids. Gene Ontology annotation, biological process: transmembrane transport. Gene Ontology annotation, molecular function: transmembrane transporter activity. NCBI's taxonomy places the organism in Eukaryota, Fungi, Ascomycota, Eurotiomycetes, Eurotiales, Aspergillaceae.
AUGGCAGACGCCGAGUUAAAUGUCUGCCAGCAUGUCAGUGACGGAUAUGCCACUGAGAAUGUAACGGAGCGCAAGCCCCAGAAAACACUCCGUAGUGCGAUUUCAACUAUCGUGGAAAAGACGAGGCCAGAUCCUGGUGAAUACUAUCAAGAUGCAAAAUAUCCCGAAGGCGGCCUCCGUGCAUGGCUUGUUGUACUGGGUUCCUGGUGUGCCAUGGUGCCCUCUAUGGGUCUCUUGAAUACCAUCGGAGUCCUUCAUGCUUGGACAGCGGAUCAUCAACUGGCACAGUAUUCGUCUUCCAGUUUGGGAUGGAUCUUUGGUGCUUUUAGCUUUUUCCUCUAUUUCGGGGGUGCUCAAGUUGGGCCCAUCUUUGACAGCCGUGGAGUGCUACCAGUGGUCGUACCAGGAUCCAUUGGCAUAGUUCUAUCCAUCUUUUUCUUCAGUGCAAGCACCGAAUACUACCAAAUAUUCUUAUCCUUCAGCGUUCUUGGUGGCAUCUCCUCUUGCUGCCUGUUUACCCCAGCCAUCUCCGCCGUCGGCCACUGGUUUGACGUACGUCGCGGCCUUGCAACCGGUAUUGCUUGCACGGCUGGCGGUCUCGGUGGCGUCUUCUUCCCUUUAAUCAUUCUAUACGUUGGCCCGACACUCGGCUUCGCCUGGGCAAUGCGAAUCAUCGGGGUCAUCUGCUUCGUCUUGUGUGCUCUGGCUUGCUUAUUACUCAAGACGCGGUUACCACCCAACCAGCAGGCUGGCAUGGCAAUUGAUCUCAAAGCCCUCUUGGAACCGAAAUAUGCCUUGACCACACUGGCCGUCUGGCUCGUCGAGUUUGCCGUCUUCAUCCCGUACACGUACAUUGUGUCUUAUGGGUUGUACGCCGGCUUGGAAACAUCCAUGGCAUACAAACUGUCCGUCUUCCUGAACGCGGGGGCUAUCCCAGGACGAGCGUUCCCGGGAAUCCUGGCCGACCGAAUGGGCCGAUUCAACGUGAUGACCAUGACAGCCGUUAUUUGUGCGAUCUGUACGCUAGCGCUAUGGUAUAAGGCGGGCACUAAUGAAGGUGCGAUUAUUGCAUACGCCGUGCUAUUCGGGUUCUGGAGUGGGGCAGCGAUCAGCUUGACGCCGGUGUGUAUCUCGCAAGUCUGCCGGACCGAGGAUUAUGGAAAGCGCAAUGGGACCACCUUCACACUAGUCAGUGUCGGCACAUUGAUUGGCAUUCCACUUGCGGGGGCAAUUCAGGAAAGCAAUGGAGGGGAGUACUGGGGACUCAUCCUCUUCGGCGGAGUUUUAUAUCUGGCGUCGGGUGUUGCUUUGGCUAUGCAGCCAUGGUUCGAUGAGACGUACGGCUCCCUCAUAGAUAAAUUGUCGGCCUCAGCCCCACUCCAACGAGCCAAAUCCGCCGAUGCUGCUCUGCGCUAUCUCGACAAUAACAAUCCUCAAAUCAUCAUCAUUACCGAUGAAGGUUUGACCAAGCGGAGUAAUCAACCAGUCCUGGACCGAGUGAUCGCCUACGUUCGGAAUGGUGGCAAGGUCAUUGUCGGUCUACACUUCACCAGCUUCACCCAGAUGGAUGCCUUCGAUCGUUUUUUCAACGCAUUUGGUCUGCCCUGGAAACAUGGGGAUUACCACCGCACCGAUUUUGCGUUCAACCCGGCCUGUUCCUUGCCCCCGGGCACCGUGCCGACCUCAUUCCCGGGACCGUUUAGCAUGAAGGUGUUGCAUGUUCAGAAUGCGCGACCCCAUGAGAAGAUCUUCAUCCCUCUGGCUGGUGGACAGACUCAGUCACAUGUGUUUCUACCCGAAGAGGUCGACCAGUCACAGGCAGCUGUGGUAGGAGCACAACUGGGCAAUGGGCAUCUGAUUUACUGCGGAGAUGUCAAUCACGAGGAGGGAUCAAGCAAAGUGAUUCAGGCUCUCUGCGGUCUGUGA